This is a messenger RNA of Phoenix dactylifera (date palm), 1596 nucleotides long. The record is from RefSeq and is a predicted model, not a curated record. NCBI's taxonomy places the organism in Eukaryota, Viridiplantae, Streptophyta, Magnoliopsida, Arecales, Arecaceae.
UUUUCCCAGCUAGAGCUAAUAGCAUUUCUAUCCUUCUUACAGCAAAGGCGCGAUGGACUCCUCCGAGAAGGCCAAAGGAAAGGAGAAGGUGGAGACCACGGAAGCGAGCGAAACCAUAAUUGCUGUUGGAGGGGAGGAUAACUCCAGGGCAGCAGGCGGCCUUUCCCCUGGCGAUAUCGGAGCAUAUGCAAGCCGAAUGGACGAAGCAACGGACGUUUGGGCCAAGAAAAUGCUGGAUAAAAUCGAUGUCGUCCUUCAGAGGGCACCUAGUUACACUGCAUCCAAAAGCAUCAGCACAGCUCCUGCAAGCACUGAGGACCGUGACAAGAAGCUUUACGAGCCAAGGGCGGUGGCCAUCGGGCCCCACCACCGGAAGGAGGAUAAUUAUUUCAGAAUCACAGAUGAACACAAACUGUGGUGUGUGAAAAAAGUGAUCGGCGAUAGUUACAAACAAGACCUCGGUAAAUUCCUCGGUAAGAUGAAGGAGAGGGAAGAAGAUGCUGUGAAGUUUUAUCGUGAGCGUUAUGGGAAAGACUAUAACUUCCGCAUGGAUUCUCGAAGUUUUCUGGAGAUGCUAAUGCUUGAUAGCUGCUUCAUCUUGUUUGCGCUUUCAUUUCAUUAUGGUCAUGCCAAGGUACUCCCUAACCUGUCGGGCUUUACCAGUGUACCAUGGGCCCGUCGUGAUAUAGUGCGGGCAUUGGACCUUGUCAAGAGUGACUUGCUGUUGCUCAGCAACCAAAUCCCUUUCUUUAUCCUUGAGGAUGUUUUCAAGAUGAAAAAUGAUAUUGACCCAACAAAAAAGAUGCAAAAUGGAGGCAAUGAAGGCAACGGAUCAAUCAGAGAAGAUGCUCUCAAUUUUUUUGAUAAUCUCGGUUUAGGAAGGAACAGUUCGAAAGGCACAGAAAAAAAGGAGGUUGAUCAUCUGCUUGAUUUGUACCACAUGUAUUUGGAGCCACCGGAUCAUAGUUCAAACAAUUUGGAAGAUAUCGGUUUACUUAUCGAUCCACAUCGAUAUGUCCCCAGUGCAACAGAGCUUCGGCGAAAGUCUGCGGUGAAUUUUAAGAAGAAAAAAAUUGUAACGCAAAGUGUACUCGACGUAACGACGUGCAAAUUUGGACAUAUCCAGAUGCCGGCAUUGCGCGUCGAGGACCAUACCAAUAUUCUCCUCCACAAUCUAGUCAGCUUUGAGGAGUCUCCUGGCACCACGGACUCGUACAUCACAGCCUACGUCGCAUUCAUGGAUUGCAUCGUGCAGAGAGAAGAAGACGUGGAGCUGCUUGAAAAUAGAGGGGUGUUGGAGCACAGAUUGACCAGCCCUGCGGAGGUGGUCGCCCUCUUCGGGCAAUUUCAUAACGUGAUCGAUCAUCAAAAGACGCCGGGUUACUUGGCUAAGGUAUACAAGGAGGUGAUUCGUUGUCGCCACAGCAAGUGGCGCAGAAUGUAUGCCGAUGCGAAGCAACGUUAUUGCUCCAGUGUAUGGCUGAGCAUCUCGUUUGUUGCCGGUAUCACUCUAUCAGUUGCCGCCCUCAUCCAGACCAUCUACACCAUCACCGGCUCCUAUAAAAAAUGAAUGGCACUGCUGCUAGCUAGGAGCAG